AUGCAAAGACUUGGCUUGAUAGGCGGAGAGGCCAAAUGCGAAGAUUUGGGCUUGGGGGAUAGAAAGGCCAAAUGCAAAGACUUGGGCUUGAUAGGCGGAGAGGCCAAAUGCGAAGAUUUGGGCUUUGGGGAUAGAAAAGCCAAAUGCAAAGACUUGGGCUUGAUAGGCGGAGAGGCCAAGUGCGAAGAUUUAGGCUUGGGGGAUAGAAAGGCCAAAUGCAAAGACUUGGGCUUGAUAGGCGGAGAGGCCAAAUGCGAAGAUUUGGGCUUGGGGGAUAGAAAGGCCAAAUGCAAAGACUUGGGCUUGAUAGGCGGAGAGGCCAUAUGCGAAGAUUCGGGCUUGGGGGAUAGAAAGGCCAAAUGCAAAGGCUUGGGCUUGAUAGGCGGAGAGGCCAAAUGCGAAGAUUCGGGCAUGGGGGAUAGAAAGGCCAAAUGCAAAGAAUUGGGCUUGAUAGGCGGUGAGGCCAAAUGA
Lathyrus oleraceus (garden pea) is the source of this 471-nucleotide messenger RNA. RefSeq lists its product as uncharacterized. The record is from RefSeq and is a predicted model, not a curated record. NCBI's taxonomy places the organism in Eukaryota, Viridiplantae, Streptophyta, Magnoliopsida, Fabales, Fabaceae. Bases 1 to 471 code for a protein of 156 amino acids. The transcript has a single exon.